Aricia agestis (brown argus) is the source of this 602-nucleotide messenger RNA. Its product is annotated as histone H2A-beta, sperm-like. The record is from RefSeq and is a predicted model, not a curated record. The transcript has a single exon. Lineage: Eukaryota; Metazoa; Arthropoda; Insecta; Lepidoptera; Lycaenidae. Gene Ontology annotation, molecular function: structural constituent of chromatin; protein heterodimerization activity; DNA binding. Bases 69 to 467 code for a protein of 132 amino acids. Gene Ontology annotation, cellular component: nucleosome.
CGAGAGAGAACACAAAUAUGAAAGAGAAAGAUAUCAGUGAAAGAGAAUAUAUAGUGUGAAAGAGAAAGAUGUCGUCCAAAGCACGCAGAGCCAAAGCGAAGUCGCGGUCCUCUCGCGCCGGCCUUUACUUUCCCGUAUCGAGAAUCCACAAAAUACUGAAGAAGGGGAACUACGCGCCACGAAUAGGGGCAGGGGCGCCGGUCUACCUCGCUGCUGCUCUAGAGUACCUGACUGCUGAAAUACUGGAGCUGGCCGCAGACGUCGCCAAGGAGAGCAAGAAGACCAGAAUCCUGCCUCGACAUAUUCUAUUCGCCAUUAAAAACGACGAGGAGUUAAGCAGGAUGCUGACUGGGGUCACCAUAUCAAGAGGAGGAGUCUGUCCCGCCAUCCAUCCACUACUGCUGCCGAAGAAAACUGUCAAGAAGCUGACGCAAUCCCAGCACUCGCAGUCUUCGCAGGAGCACUAAGCUGGACUUUUAUGAUGAAGAAUCUGUUUGUUUAAUUAUUUAUUGUGUAUUUAUGGUAUAAUUUAACGUAUAAUAAUAAUAUAAUUUUCAUAAAUAUUUAUUUGUGAUUUGAUACGAGUCCUUUUAAGGACUAAA